CGCCCGCCUGCUGCUGGCGCUGCACGAAUCAACCAGGAAGCAGAUUGGAGCCGAAAUAAACACAUCUGUUCGCAAGGAAGUAAUCGCCAAUAGAGGCCGGUUGAGGAGAGAUGUACAGGAUCUGAUCCCAGAUUUCAGCCCGAUUAUUGCCCGACGUUCCCGCGGCCACUCGGAACAGAGCGUGAGGAUCCCAGUCCGCCGCAGAGACCAUGAGUUUUUAGCAAGUCGUCCUGUGCAACAUCCAGCUUGCUGAGGGGAGUGGAAGUCCUGGGAACCAUGUCGGACUUGAUGCUGCUAGGCCUGAUUGGGGUCAUGGUGCUGCUGCUGCUGCUGACCCUGCUGGGCUUUGCUGUCUAUUCGGGGCUGCUGGCAGAUGUGGUAGUGAGCGCGGGUGCUCCCCCAAUUCGCAACAUUACGCUGGCGUACAAGUUCCGGGUGGGGCCCUAUGGGGAAUCGGGGCCACUGUUCACAGAGAGCUGCAGCAUCUCCCCAGAGCUCAGUUCCAUUGGCGUCUACUACGACAACUUUCACACGGUUUCUCCAACGAAGUGCCGCUACGCAGUGGGCAGUAUCCUGAGUGAAGGAGAGGAACCACCAUCUGCAGAGCUCAUAUCCCUUUACCAAAAAUUUGGCUUCAAGAUAUUUUCCUUCCCGGGCCCCAGCCACGUGGUGACAGCCAUCUUUCCAUACACCACUCCCCUGUCCAUCCAGCUGGCCAUCCACCGAGUCCUUCCUGCCCUAGAGGCCUACAUCAAGGAACGAAAGCUUUGUGCCCAUCCUCUUCUGGAAAUCUACCACGGAGACAAAAUCUACUUUGUGUGUCCGCUGGCACGCCAGGAUGACUUCUACGUCCCUGAGACCAAAGAGGUGGAGUGGAAGACCCGAGACGCUGCUCUAGAAUCCGAUGACGCUCAGACAGGAGGCGACACCAUGAGCGACACGAGCUCCAUGAGCUUGAAUCUCAGUCUGGGGAGCCGCGGGACAUCGACGACUACUUCCACGAUAUCCUCCAGCGUGUUUGGCCGUGGUUGGGAUGACAUAUUAGACAAUUCCAGUGAAACCAGUUGCAGCGAGAACAGCUUCAGCGAGUCUGGUGUCAGUGGUUCCUCAUUUGAAGAGCUGGAUCUGGAUGGCAAUGGAAACCCUGCUGAGGUGCGCUUUAGCCAACAGCCCAAGACCGCUGAGGCCAAGGAGAGCAAAGAACCUUGUACUGCUGAGAAGGGUGAAGAGUAACUGACCCUUCCCUCUCGCCCCUUAAUCUAUCUGUCUCCUGGGGCUAAUCAAAAAGGAAUCAAGUCCCACUCCCCCCACCUACGCAAGUUUUCCAAGGGCUCCGUUCAUUAUGUUGGUUGCCUAGAAUUGCUCCUCUUGGUCUCCUACUCAGGCAGUUUUCACGUGGGGGAAGUGAUGAACAGGAGGGCGAAUCCCCAGUCCUCCUCCCCCCACCUCCCAUAAGCACUUGGCUCCGUUCUCAUACCAUCUCAUCCCUUAUCUCUGAUAAGAUUAAAGAGAACUGUUUUAUGCACCAGC
Molecule: messenger RNA, 1530 nt
Organism: Tachyglossus aculeatus (Australian echidna)
Lineage: Eukaryota; Metazoa; Chordata; Mammalia; Monotremata; Tachyglossidae
Gene: TEX264
Product: testis expressed 264, ER-phagy receptor
Exons: 6
Coding region: 277-1233 (318 amino acids)
Biological process (GO): protein-DNA covalent cross-linking repair; reticulophagy
Cellular component (GO): autophagosome membrane; replication fork; endoplasmic reticulum membrane
Source: RefSeq, a predicted model, not a curated record